GAAAGCUUGCUGAUGAGAGUGGUUUUGAGGGAGUUGGAGGUUGGCCCUUCUGUGGUGAUAGGGGACGUUCCUCCAUGGUUACUCCCAGAUCCUGUUGUUGAUCUAGCCUUGGUAGAGAAAAAGAAAAGAUUGGUCAGAAGUCAGUGAUAAAGGGAAACUGGUUGACAAUUACAUUGGUAGAAGUUUUUAUGCUUUUCUACCGCUUUUCAAAAAUGGAUCCAAGGACCCAGAUAGUGGAGCACAGGAGCAGGCGUUUACAUUCUGUAAUUUGAUGUGUAGAUAUGUAGAAGACUAACAGAGUUAUUGUCAGUGUACUCAGUUGAACUGCUGAUGAUAAUAGUUGCCCUCCAGUGGGUAGAGGACGUACAACCUGUUAGAAUUAUAGUAUGCUCAGAUUCUCUGUCUGUAUUGAAUAGUUUAUCAUCUGGUAAAUCUAAUAGGAGUCACCUACUAUUGGAGGUAUUCAUGUUAUUAUGGAGAAUUGAGAGACUGGGUGUAGUAGUGAGAUUCUGCUGUGUUCCAGCACAUUCAUGUGUUGAAGAGAAUUAUAUUAUAGACCAGUUAGCCAAAAGAGCUUUGAAACAAUAUACAAUUUAUAUGAAUCUUCCACUGGCUAGAGGUGAUGUCAAAUGUAAGAUUUGAGACAUUUUUGAUAGAUGUGCGGGAGAAGAGAUGGGACUCUGAGCCCAAGAGCCGGCAUUUACAUGCCCUUCGAAGAAAGGUCGGUGGACCAAGAUUCAAAGGUCAGAUUAGGAAGGAAGAUGUCGUGUUUGCUCAAUUGCGCUUAGGACAUUGUACAUUGAACUCAUCAUGACAUCUGGUUGGCAAGCAUGUGAAUGGUUUGUGCAUGGAGUGUAUGGUCGAUGAAAUGGUGGAGCAUGUGUUGUUAUAUUGUUGUAAGUAUGUUGAAGAGAGGGAAAGAUUGAAGUGUAGGGUCAUUGAGGUAGAACAGGGUUGGAGAGGUUUGGAAGCGAUUUUCGGAAUGGGGGAGGGUCUAUUAGAAGUUAGUAGGGCUCUUUUUUAUUUUCUCAGAAGUACUGAGUUAGGUAAGAGGUUUUAGAAAUGUUGUAAAUCGUGAUUACCCACACACUCCAGCACAGUAGGUGGCGGCAUACACUUUAAACGUUUGUUUGCGGACCGCCAGUAUAUCAUAGAAGAAUAAAAUAUUGCUCGCUCUUUUCCCACUGCCGGCCACUGGGCUUCCUCUCGUCAGAGAUUUGGUAGUGAGUGGAAACGCCACCCGAACGCUUCACAUUUAUACAUCCGGUGAAAUAUCUGGUUCAAUCUGUGGUACUGUAUCUUCGCUUACACUUCCUGGUACCAGGCGCAAGCGUACAACAGUAAAGAAUGCGGACUUCGUCGCACACUGGAUACAGGACGCGGGUAGGAAGGCUAGAAAGAGGGAAAAUAUGUCGAAAACACAUACACAGCCUCCGUCCUCGUCGGUGACUACGACCACCGGUGGACCUUCCUCCUCCUCGCCCGCAGGAGGCACGACGUCUCCCGCCAACGUCCUGCACGUACAGCCUGAGAAACCUCAACACUACACGUAUCUGAAGGAGUUCAGGACAGAACAGUGUCCUCUGUUCGUGCAGCACAAGUGUACCCAGCACCGACCCUUUUCCUGCUUCCACUGGCACUUCCUGAACCAGCGGCGCCGCAGACCCAUCCGCAGGCGGGACGGAACCUUCAACUACAGCCCAGACGUCUACUGUACCAAAUACGACGAGAGCACAGGCACCUGCCCUGAUGCGGACGAAUGUCUGUUUCUGCAUGGUACGGCGGGCGACACAGAGCGGCGGUAUCAUCUGAGGUACUAUAAGACGGGCUCCUGUAUCCACGAGACGGACGGGAAGGGCCACUGCGGUAAGAACGGCUCCCACUGCGCCUUCGCACACGGAUCACAUGACCUACGAUGUCCCGUCUACGACGUCAGGGAGGUGCAGGUGAUGGAAUCUCAGGAGGGGUCGGGGGCUGCAGAGGGAGGAGGGGGGGACAGGCUGGUGGCUAGUACCACCCUCAUUGAGAAGAUCUUGAGUGAGGAACCCCGUUGGCAGAAUAACAACUAUGUGUUGUCCCACUACAAGACAGAUCUGUGUAAAAAACCUCCUCGUUUGUGUCGCCAAGGUUACGCCUGUCCCUACUACCACAACAGCAAAGACAGGAGGCGGAGUCCACACAAACACAAACACAGAGCGCUGCCGUGCCCAGCGGUGAAGCACAGUGAGGAGUGGGGAGACCCCAGUAAGUGUGAGGGUGAAGAGGGUUGCCAGUACUGCCACACACGCAGCGAGCAGCAGUUUCACCCCGAGAUUUAUAAAUCCACCAAGUGUAAUGACAUGCAGCAGUGUGGCAGCUGCCCCAGAGGCCCCUUCUGUGCCUUUGCACACCUAGACAACAAGCCCCCUAUCAGUGAAGAACCCUUGUUUCAGACCCCCAGCUCCCCACCAGGCCCGCUGGACCCUUACCCUGCCCAUGAGGGAUGUCCCAGUCCUGGGGGCCGAGGUGGGAGGUCUGGGUCUCUGUCUGGAGGGCCGUUCACCCCGUUAGGGGGGUUGUGUGUGGCAGAGCAGGGCCUAUUAGGGAAGGUGCUGUCGCUGUGUGAGGACGUGUGUGUGGGAAGCGAACCCCUCUCCCCCUGGGCUAGAGAGGGGGGGUACGGUAGGGCACCGGGGUACGAGAGGGAAGACCAGGCAAAACAGAAGAGUUUUGCCAUGGAGCAAUGCAACAGAGAAAUGGCGUACCAUCUCAGCAAACAGGACCUGCUGGUGUUCCUCCCAGUGGGUAGUCCUCUGAGUCUGUCCUCCAGUGUUCCCUCCAGCCUGGCAGCCACCCCUCCCAGCCCGGCCCCUCCAGGACCCCUUCACCAGGGCCACCACGGAGCACCAGGCCUUUCCUCAGGCAUGAAUGCCAACGCACUGCCCUUCUACCCCACCAGCGACACCGUCGAGUCUGUAGUUGAGUCAGCUCUGGAUGACCUGGACCUGAAUGUCUUUGAGAUGUCUGCCCUGGAGAGAAGCCUGGACAGCAGCUCAGCGCUGCCCCGAGCCAUGCUGGGAGGGAACCAGCUCAAGAGUUCGGCUCCUGUCAACAUCCCAGGAUCCCUCUGCAGCUCCGCCCCUUUCAGCUCACCCUCGCCCUCGCCACCAAUCAGAGUCCACCAGUCACCAUUCUUCUCCGCUCAUCUGUCGCAGCCCGGCGAAUCAGAAAGCAGCUUCUUGGGGCCAUCUCAUAGCUCUCUAGGUCUGAAUGGCAUGAGCAGUAGUAUCUGGGAGCACCCGUCAGGCCAGGGUUCUCCCGGUACACCGCCGGCCAUGCUACCGUCUAUGGGCCAGAGCAUGGAGGCAGCCCGGGUCAGACAGGAACUAGACGAUGCUAACAGACUACUGAAACACUGGGGCCACACCUGGAAACAUACAGCACAGGCUUGGGCGGCGUUGAAGUCGGAUGCGGACGAGGCUCGUGGCUCGUCCGGUCGGUUAGCUUUACAAGCGGAGCGUGCCAGGCAGGAUGAGGAGGAGGCGCAGAGACAGACCUCCUUCCUCCAGGAGGCGCUGGACAGCAUGAGGACAGGAGAAAACCCCCACCUGGCCCUGCACCAGCUACAGCUGAUCAACAGACUGCCUGAAGAGUGUGUGGUCAGUCUGCAGGCCCAGCUCUGUACAUGUCUACACACCGUGGAGCAGGUGGUGUAUAGAAAGCAGAGGCAGUGUUGUGUGCUGUGUGGAGGGCAGGGCUCAGUCUCUCAGCCCUGUAGACACGGUCUGCAGUGUGACAGCUGCUCUGCAGAGUGCCCCCUCUGCCCAGAACAGACCCUGGAUCAGUUAUCCUGACCUAACCCCUCAACUAGCUGCAGCUCGGCGGAUCCCCCAACACGGAUCUCAGACCAGCCCUAGUCACUUAUUCAAAGCAGCCCAGUAGACCCUAAAACUAAGUGACUGACUUUAGACCAGAUCCAAACCAGUUGUUCUAAUGCUAUGGAGUAUAGGUAGAUACUCUUUUGUUUCUUACCUCUGAUCCUAGAUCAGAUAUCCUCACCCAGAGACCAGACUGCUGUCCCUAUAGUCAAAUGAUUCAAGAUCAGAAAUGUUUUUACUCAAAACACUGCCUGUGCAUAAGAAAUGAUUCGGGAUCAGCUCUCCUCACUACAGACCUGACUUUCACCAUUACGAACUAAACCACACAACUGACUCAGAGUCAGUAAAGGGCACGCUUGACCUCUGUUCCAUGAUGCUACGGCCUAAUGCCUCGAUCACACCGACAGCGUCAUUAAGUUUUGGCACUCCAGAAGUACAUUUAUUGGAACGCUUCGUUUGCCUUGCAGAAUUGCGUUGUAGAGGAAGUUGCGGUUCGUUCGGUGAGGUAACAUACAAUUGAUUUAUCCAUUGUAUGAGUCAAACUGUAUGCAUAGAUGGAUUGACAGAAAUGGUAGCAGAAGGUAAAUGUUGAACUUUUGUUGUACACACAUCCAGAUGAUGCUGCGUACUAUUUUCCACAAGUACCUUGUCGAGGCAAUAGGGACCACCGUUGAAGACUGCUGCGAGUACAAUUCCUUCGUUUUUUACAGUUAAAAUAAAAACUAUUUUUCAUAGAAUUUUCAUGCUUUUUUUCUAGAGAAGUGAAGGCAAAGUCAGUAGUUAUAGUAGUUUUUGCUAACGAGACUUCUAGUCAGAGGAGGAAUAGGCAAGCAUCUCAAUAGUUUAAAAAGGCUUCUUCUCCCUUUGCACUGAUCUGAAAGUACAGGAAGGGAAUAUGGUGGAAGUCUAUAAAGAAAUUACAGAUGAAGGAAUGACAGCCCCGUUUAGACUAUUUGGAUGAAGCAGUCUGUGUGUGUUACGAGUAGUUUCUGUACGUGACUGACUCUCAGGUUCUGUCUGUAAUAUUCUUUAACUGGAAAGAUGGGGGCAUGUUAACAACACAAUCUUGAAAAAUAUACUAGUCAAUUGUGUAGUCUUUGAAAUUAUGUAUAUUAGUUUAAUUUAAUAACAAGGCGCUUCACGUUAACUCAAAUGACAUUUAGUUUCUGUCAAACAACCAACUUAAAAAAAAUAAAGGUAUAAUUUUUGGGGGGGGCGGGGCAUUAUUGACAUUUGUAAGCAUUUUAAUAUUUUGCAGUAUUUCAAACGGGUGUCAAAUAUACAUUGUUUUUGUAUGUCAUAAUUGCCCCAUGCACUGACCACACCAGUUAUCAGGAACCACCUCUGCUUUGGAUACAGCAGGGGGUGUGUGUGCUUGUGUUGCUAUCCGGUGAAAAGACAUGAUCACUGUGAAGAGCACCGGCACUAUACACAGACACACACCUGGCACACAGUCCAUCCAUUUACUGUAUCCACCAACAGUGUUUAAUUGAGUCUGUUUUGGUAUAGAACAAUAAAAUACAUGUCUAUUUUUGUUAUUAUG
Oncorhynchus mykiss (rainbow trout) is the source of this 5400-nucleotide messenger RNA. The record is from RefSeq and is a predicted model, not a curated record. Lineage: Eukaryota; Metazoa; Chordata; Actinopteri; Salmoniformes; Salmonidae.